AUGGAUGCACCACGAGCACCGGUAAAACAUGCCAGAGUGUAUCAGGCCUGUGAGCCUUGCCGUUUAAAGAAGGUCAAGUGCAACCUGGGCUCUGUCGACAGUCCAGCGGACCCACCCUGUGCACGGUAUUCGCACUCUUUCCUCCUCCGAAACAAGAGGCGAAAGCAUACCGCGGGCUCGCCCGACUCAGCUCCUCCAAGGCACGAUAGUGACACUGCCCGACCCCGGGGUGAAGACUCGACCCAGAAUAAUAGCACACAGGAUGACCAUCGCACCGACUCUCCGGCAAUCCGAGCCAGAUCUUCAGAGGACUUGGUACACGAUGUGGCAUAUACAGAGGAAGACGCGCUGAAACUACUUUACCGAGCUGGAACUACUAGUACAGUCAAAGAUGUUCACAGCCCCGGACUACAACGUGACGGCAAGCCCAGCGCAGAUCAAAACCUAUCAACAUCUCCCAAUGUCCCUGAUCUCUCGGUCGGGAGGGAGCAAGCACUCGAAGCUUGGUCACAUGUACGUUUCAUCCGCGACGGUCUAUUCUCAGCGGAGGAAGCUCUGUUCUACAUCGAGUCUUUUUAUGAACAUCUCGAGCCAUUUACUCCAAUAUUGUCAGUUGACUUCAGGCCCCCGAAGAAACAUCAAGAGCUCAUCGAAGACAAUCCGAUCCUCGCUCUCACGAUGCUAAUGCUCGCCUCUCGUUACUCGGAUCUGCCAGGCUCAGGCCACGUGUCUCGACGUUAUAUCAUCCAUGACCGCCUCUGGGAUGCCUUGCAAACAAUGAUAAUGCGAAUAUUCUGGGCGCAGGAUUCCUGUUCCAGCGCGACAUUGCAAAACAAAUCAAACGGUCUCCGAACCUUGGGGACAUCUGAAGCUCUGCUUGUCCUGACAGAAUGGCACCCGCGGUCACUUCAUUUCCCCGUUGGAGGAGAUGGAGCUCAUAUCUUGACAAAUAAGCCGAUGUUCAACAGCAACUCCUUCACAUAUAAGAACCCGGUAUUUUGGCUUGAAUGGUCCUGGCGUUCUGAUCGUAACUGCUGGUCGCUUCUCGGGAUGGUCUACACACUGGCCUUUGAGCUAGGACUGUUUGAUGACUGUGAUGAUACGACCUUGGGAGCCCGCGAAACGACCAAUCGAAGUUGGGAGAACCCGGAAUUUAAGAAACGAGCUUAUCGAAUCCGCCAAUACUUAUGGAUAUCUUCUACUCAAAUGUCGGGAAGGCUAGGCUGGAAAUAUAUCGCCCCAAAUAAUCUACCCGAAAGCCCGGAGCUUAUGAGGGAUGAUACCACUAGGAUGUGGACCGGGCUUGCAACUCUGAUGAGGAAGGGUAAUGAGCUCCUCUUCAAGUCUCGGCAGCACACCAAGCACAUCAUCCAGAAUGGCCUUUACAUUGGCCUGUUAUAUACAUUUCAAACUAGCCUCCAAGAGUGGCAAGAGGAGUUUGUCAAAGCCAAGGUAACUCGACACAUGCGCAUAAUGCUUGCCAUUGACUUCAAUUUUAUGCGAGCAUAUUUCAAUAGCUUAGCCGCCCAGGCUAUCGUUGAGAGCAAACGUAAUGGAAAUACACCGCUACGUCGAGGUAAUGAGGAUUGUGUGACAGAGAUAAUCGACGGUGCAAGGUCCAUCUUGAACCAUGUUCUGCAAGACCUCCUUCCAGAUGGAAGCCUGAAGUUUAUUCCCAUACGCACCUACUUUCGGGUCUUAACAGCCACACUGUUUCUACUGAAGACAGAUCAUUUGGAUGUGGCCGCCUUGACGCGUCACGAGUCAUCUUUGUCAUUAAUUGCGCGGGUCGGUAACGCCUUCCAGACAUGCUCGCCAGAUGAUGCUCAUCUAAGUUCAAGAUGGGGCCUCCUUCUCGCCACUUUGUCUUCUACGCAUAAUGGCCACUCAAUAAAGGCCCAUAAAGCGGCCGUUCAGCUGGGGAAUAAUAAUAACGCGGAGCAAAACAAAGCAUCAUCCCAUACGAAAGUAAUCAAUGAAAGAGCCGGCAGCCACGCCAUCGAGAUUCAAGAUAAUCUUUUUUUGGAGAACUUGGACACGUUAGACUGGCUUCUGUUUCCCGCAGGCUUUAUGGAUAGCGCGCCUUCGGAAGGAAGUUUUGAGGCGGUGCAACCGGCAUGGGAUAUGAUGAACCAACAGAUGGAUCUCGGAAUGCAUUUUUCUGAGUUUCCAUAG
Aspergillus tubingensis is the source of this 2175-nucleotide messenger RNA. Its product is annotated as Zn(II)2Cys6 transcription factor. Gene Ontology annotation, cellular component: nucleus. The coding region runs from base 1 to 2175 and encodes 724 amino acids. Gene Ontology annotation, biological process: positive regulation of transcription by RNA polymerase II; aromatic amino acid catabolic process. NCBI's taxonomy places the organism in Eukaryota, Fungi, Ascomycota, Eurotiomycetes, Eurotiales, Aspergillaceae. The transcript has 7 exons. Gene Ontology annotation, molecular function: zinc ion binding; DNA-binding transcription factor activity, RNA polymerase II-specific. The record is from RefSeq and is a predicted model, not a curated record.